Molecule: messenger RNA, 270 nt
Organism: Suillus plorans
Lineage: Eukaryota; Fungi; Basidiomycota; Agaricomycetes; Boletales; Suillaceae
Exons: 1
Source: RefSeq, a predicted model, not a curated record
GCAGAAGAGCUCUGCAAGUCCUACCAAAAUCAUGUCAUCACCUUGCAGGCACAGGCCAUCUUGAAUGAAGCUUACUGUAACAAGCUUCAUUAUCAGCUUGACUUUCGAGAGGAAAAGGUCACAAACCCUGAUGCACCUGGGAAACUUGUCAAUGAUGGUCUCCCACGACUACUAUCAGGUGACAAGUUCUAUGAAAGGGUGGUUGAGUUUACAAGAUGGCAGAAACAGAAAGAGGCGGACAAAAUUGCGAGAAAAGAUGCACGCACUUGA